This is a messenger RNA of Syzygium oleosum, 1016 nucleotides long. RefSeq names its product MDIS1-interacting receptor like kinase 2-like. Gene Ontology annotation, molecular function: protein kinase activity; ATP binding. The record is from RefSeq and is a predicted model, not a curated record. Gene Ontology annotation, biological process: protein phosphorylation. NCBI's taxonomy places the organism in Eukaryota, Viridiplantae, Streptophyta, Magnoliopsida, Myrtales, Myrtaceae. The transcript has 2 exons. The coding region runs from base 139 to 825 and encodes 228 amino acids.
CAGGAAGAUAGUGAGAUUGUUGAUUUGAUACCAUUUGAAAGGGAAAUUCAAGCCUUAACAAACUUACGCCAUCGCAACAUCGUGAAAUUUUAUGGAUUCUGCUCUCAUGUCCAACGGUGUUUUUUGGUGUAUGAGUACAUGGAAAGAGGAAGCUUGAGAACAACUUUGAACGAGGAUGAAAGAGCAAAAGAAUUUCAGUGGGACAAGAGGGUAAAUGUGGUCCGAGGAGUUGCGGAUGCAUUGUCCUAUAUGCAUCACGAAUGUUCACCUCCAUUAAUUCAUCGAGACUUGACCAGUAAUAACAUUCUAUUGGAUCGCGAUUAUGAGGCUCAUGUUUCUGAUUUUGGCACUGCAAGGCUAUUGAGGCCAGAUUCAUCAAAUUGGACUAAUAUUGCUGGCACCAUUGGGUAUAUUGCUCCAGAGCUGGCUUAUUCUACAAUUCCUACCGAAAAAUGCGAUGUGUAUAGUUUUGGAAUCGUUGCAUUAGAGACAAUCAUGGGAAAGCAUCCAGGAGAUUAUGUCUUUCGGGAAUGUUCAUUGUUUACCCAAACUGAGUCGCCGAUGCUGUUGAUGGAUGUGUUGGAUCAACGUCUCUCACCUUCUAGACUUCAGCUUCAAGAGGCACAAGACGUGGUCUCGAUCUCCAAGCUAGCAUUUGCGUGCUUGCAAACCGAUCCGCGGCUUCGACCGACCAUGGCACAAGUCUCGUGUGAGCUUCGCGUUCAAGUACCCCUGGAAAUACCACUCUCUGCAGUCAACUUAGAGCAACUUCGCGAUCUUAGUGUAAGGAAAUUUGGAGCAUUCGCAGUAGAUGGUGAGUUUUGAAUUUACUUUCCACCUGUUAGUUUGUUUGGUUCGAAAUAAUGAUGACCAUUGCCUUUUAAAUAUCUUCUUAGUUCUCAAUCAUCCCAACCAUGUGAUUUAUGAUUUUCACUGCAAAGCCAGCUUCUCCUUGAACGUUACAGAAAAAGUGCGAUGUUUAUUGUUUAGAGUCGUGGCACCAUAAAUAAUAAUGG